Mya arenaria is the source of this 900-nucleotide messenger RNA. RefSeq lists its product as uncharacterized. NCBI's taxonomy places the organism in Eukaryota, Metazoa, Mollusca, Bivalvia, Myida, Myidae. The record is from RefSeq and is a predicted model, not a curated record. The transcript has a single exon. Gene Ontology annotation, molecular function: protein binding. The coding region runs from base 1 to 900 and encodes 299 amino acids.
AUGGAAAUAGAAGAUAAUUUGUCCUCUAUGAAGACAGUUGGAGAGUUAAAUGAUUCGAAUGUUUUUUGUAAACAACCACGUACAUCGCUAUUCCCCCGAGAUCAUGUAUUUGCUACCAAUGGUUACAAGAAGUACAACGUAAAGAUUAGUUCAGACAAAUAUAAAUGUGCUAUUGAAGGAAUAUGUGAGCUAUCUGGUGGCGAGGUUGUUAUUACAGACUUCAACAACAAUAAAGUGAAACUCCUGGACCAGGAGUACAGGGGUGUCGAUCACUGUGAUGUCCCCGAGUAUCCAUUUGACGUGUGCCACAUUGGCGGAAAUGAGGUUGCCGUUUGUGUUAACAAUGGUGAUGAUAGACGUGAACUUCAUUUUAUUAACAUUACAAAAGGGAAACUUGUGACUACGAGGAUGUUAAGUUUCACACAUAGAUGUUACAGCGCAGCUCAUCACGGGAACAACCUUUACAUUUCCUCAUACACCGCGCUGUACGUCCAUACGAUGACGGGGAAGCUGGUUAAGAAGCUGUACGAGGACAUGUCCGGUGGUGACACGGUGUUGAGAAUUGCCAUCAGUAACGAAGGGAAGACUAUCUACAUCACAAACUACUCAAACAAUCAACUUAUCACCCUGGACAACCUCGGCAACAAGCUGGCCACAUUCACUGAAGAGUUGCAGAUACCUUAUGGAGUACACGUGACAACUGCUGGACACGUAUUCGUCUGCUGCUAUGUCUCCAACUCAGUGCUGCAGGUUGACAAGGACGGGAAGACGAAAUUGUCCACACUGGCAAGGGAACAAGACGGAGUGUACGGACCUAAAGCUUUGUUCUUCAGCAGCCGUACUUCCUCUCUGGUUGUCGGCGGUUGGAAAAACACGCUCCUCGUCAUCAAUGUUCGAUAA